This is a messenger RNA of Spinacia oleracea (spinach), 603 nucleotides long. Its product is annotated as thylakoid lumenal protein TL20.3, chloroplastic-like. Lineage: Eukaryota; Viridiplantae; Streptophyta; Magnoliopsida; Caryophyllales; Amaranthaceae. The transcript has 7 exons. The record is from RefSeq and is a predicted model, not a curated record.
AUGCGAUUUCGUGUUGAAAACAUCAGGCUGAUAUUACUCGUGAUUGUAAUUGAAGUUGAUCAACAAGACUCUUUUGAAGCUGAAAUGCGAGGCGAAUUCGGGAUUGGCUCUGCUGCUCAAUAUGGUUCUGCUGAUUUAACUGUUCAUGUCAAUGAAAAUUUCAGAAGGGAAAAUUUAACAUCAGUAGAUAUGAGGGAAUCAGAUUUCUCUGGUAUAUAUGCCUACAUUACUACUUCAUUACAUUAUUAGUUGAUGGAUUUUGAUAAACUGAUGUAACUCUACCAAUUUCCAGGUGCUGAUUGUAGUGAUACCCUGAUGGAUCGUCUAGUCUUAAAUGAAGCAAAUCUUACUAAUGCUGUUCUUGUAAGAUCAGUCCUUACUCGAAGUGACCUUACUGGUGCUCUUAUUCAAGGUGCUGAUUUUAGUGAUGUUGUUCUUGACUAUUCUCAGAAACUGGUAAAACUUGAUUUCACAGCUACAUUAAUUACCACUCAACAACCAAAGAAAAAAAGACAAGAAUAUGCAGAACACCUAUUGUUUGUGGAAGAUGAAUUGGGAUUAAAUGAACAUCUAGCUACACGUGUCAGUGAGAACAUUGAGUAA